Pyricularia pennisetigena is the source of this 3696-nucleotide messenger RNA. RefSeq lists its product as uncharacterized. The record is from RefSeq and is a predicted model, not a curated record. The coding region runs from base 1 to 3696 and encodes 1231 amino acids. Gene Ontology annotation, molecular function: DNA-binding transcription factor activity, RNA polymerase II-specific; zinc ion binding. NCBI's taxonomy places the organism in Eukaryota, Fungi, Ascomycota, Sordariomycetes, Magnaporthales, Pyriculariaceae. The transcript has 11 exons. Gene Ontology annotation, biological process: regulation of DNA-templated transcription.
AUGGUUGCGCCAGGGGUCGACCAACCAUCCCCUGUUUGGCAACUGAUGUCACCGGCGCAUCCUGGAGUGACUCCGCAUCGUCUCAGUUUCCAACCACAACAGCCACGAUACCUGGACGGCCAGAGGCAGGCCAGCUUCGAUAACGGCCAACCCGGACUCGUGUUACGCAAGCAGAGCUACCCGUCUCCUCUCCUAACACAGAACGCCCAUAUUCAGUUGCCGGAUGAGCAACUUUCGACUCACAACAUAUAUUCAACACCGUACACGGUCAAGCAAUGCAGCCUCAAUGAGAGCUCGUCUAUAGCGGCUAGCGGGCAACGUCUCAGGCAUCAGCGCGCGUCCGUGGCUUGUGAGCAAUGCCGAGAUCGCAGGGCCAGGUGUGAUGAGCAGAAACCAUGCAAGAACUGCAAAGAGAAAAACGAAACUUGCAACUACAAAGAGCCAAUGGUUAAGCAACAGGAAAAGGUUCAGACAGAGCUUCUCGAGACGGUGGCCAACAUGAGUACGAGCUUUGCCGAUAUAAAAUCGUCGAUUUCAGGGGUCGAUUCGCGUCUUGGUACUCGUCUUGCAUAUCUUGAGGAAGAGAUGAGGACUAUAGUCGCUGCUAUCCGACCCGGCGCUGCGCAACCUACGCCUUUGUCUGUGAAAACGGAACCAAGGGCAAGCUGGGAUGUUGAGGAACCAAUCGCGGCUUUUACUCUCGACGACGAUAGAUCUGAUAUCCCACCUGNUCUCCCGACGGCCGUACAACGAUGGCUGCGCCAGGGUAGAGCAACCAUCCCUGUUUGGCAACUGAUAAGCUUUACGAUAUCGAUCUCCGUCUCGGAAUGGUCUCGACAGCCACAAGGUCUCGAAUCCCCAGCUAUGCUCCUCAAAAGUUCAAAUAACAACCACCCUUGUGAGAUGGCCUGCUAUCUUUCACCAGGCACUCGGUUUUCACCUCCUCAGUCACCGGCGCAUCCUGGAGCGACUCCGCAUCGUCCCAGUUUCCAACCACAACAGCCACGAUACCUGGACGGCCAGAGGCAGGCCAGCUUCGAUAACGGCCCACCCGGACUCGUGUCAUGCAAGCAGAGCUACCCGUCUCCUCUCCUAACACAGAACGCCCAUAUUCAGUUGCCGGAUGAGCAACUUUCGACUCACAACAUAUAUUCAACACCGUACACGGUCAAGCAAUGCAGCCUCAAUGAGAGCUCGUCUAUAGCGGCUAGCGGGCAACGUCUCAGGCAUCAGCGCGCGUCCGUGGCUUGUGAGCAAUGCCGAGAUCGCAGGGCCAGGUGUGAUGAGCAGAAACCAUGCAAGAACUGCAAAGAGAAAAACGAAACUUGCAACUACAAAGAGCCAAUGGUUAAGCAACAGGAAAAGGUUCAGACAGAGCUUCUCGAGACGGUGGCCAACAUGAGUACGAGCUUUGCCGAUAUAAAAUCGUCGAUUUCAGGGGUCGAUUCGCGUCUUGGUACUCGUCUUGCAUAUCUUGAGGAAGAGAUGAGGACUAUAGUCGCUGCUAUCCGACCCGGCGCUGCGCAACCUACGCCUUUGUCUGUGAAAACGGAACCAAGGGCAAGCUGGGAUGUUGAGGAACCAAUCGCGGCUUUUACUCUCGACGACGAUAGAUCUGAUAUCCCACCUGGAUCCCCGGUACCUGCCGAGAAACCUGCGAUUCCAGAAAACCACACGACAGGAACCGGCAAUUUGCUCAUGUGGCCGCCCAUCCAAAAGCUCGUUGGGCACCUUUUGGUGGAGCAUGGGAUUAAAUACCCAAAGACCUACCCACUCUCCAUCGAGGAGAACAGGGGUCUGCUACAUUUAUAUGGCCGAGGGGAAGGGAGCAAAAGUGGCAGCGAGGUGCCCAACGACUUUGGACUUCUUCCGUCCGCGUAUUCCAAAGACGUAGCACCAUCGCCUCCAUACAAUGAUUGGGGCUAUGUGGAUACUACGGAGACCGUGUCUUGCCUGAGAUUCAAUCAUGAUCAUGUGUGGAAGCUUGUGGACAGCUACAAGGAGAAUAUGCAGAACAUGCAUCCCAUCAUCUUGCCCCAGGAUCUGGACGCCUUGAUCAAAAAAUUCCUCGGAAGCCUUUCCACCGUUUGCGUUACCAAAUCUGCCAGGUCUGCACCAGUCGCAUGGUUUACCGCAAAGCACGAAGUUGUGGGUGAGAAGCGAAAACGAGAAGACACAGACGACGGCUCGGGACCCAAGGUCGUGCAUCAAAAACGUCCCACGUUGUCUCGCGACAUCCAUACUGCUGUAGUUCUCUGUAUUCUUGCCCUGGGCGAGAUCUGCUUACACAAGGAACGUAUCCCCGAUAUCGUUCCAACGCAUGGCGAGAUGCAAGGUCAGGGUUCCUCCAGCUCUCAACCCUACCCCUCUCAAGGUUCCUCGGCCUCUAGGAAUGGUGUACCACCAUCCCCAGUCCAGGGGACGCCGCCUUCGGUGGUUUGGCACCCGACAGGCGGCAGGCGAGUCUCUUUUUCUGGUUCUACAUCAGAGCCUAUGAAGAGAAACAUAGAUGUGAUUCCGGGCCUGCAAUACCUAGCCAAUGCCACCGACAUUAUGGGCAAUCAAAUGGCAGGGACGUCGGUAUGGCACGUGUACGCCAGUAUUUUGGCUGGUCUUUACUACGGCCAACUGGGUAGGGUUAUGGAGAGUUACUGGCAUAUCCAUGAUGCCUGUAUCAAGACCCAGCAUCUUCUUAGGGGCCACUUCUCCCGUCUCACUGCUGCAAACAGCCAAACACAAGACAUCAAAGACACCCGCGACAUUAUUGCCGAGUUGAACCUACAGCAGUCGGGCAUCAGCAAGUACGAGCAGCGCAUGCCAACCCCUAAUUUGGGACACAUGAUCGAAUGUGGGAUCGACAAGCGUGUCGCCUAUGGCUAUCAGGCGCAGAUAUGGCUACGGAAGACACUCAACAAGGCGCACACAUUGCUAUAUGGGCCCAAGUCUGAAAGAGAGAGACACACUCUGAUCAAAUUGGUGGAAGUUCUACACUCGAAUCUGACAGAGAGUGAAAAUCUUUGGUGGCCAAAGUUUCAUGGCCAUGAUCCCCAGACUCCGGCCGACAACAUCCUCGACGCUAGACUGCGAGCCAAGUAUUGGGGUGCCAGGAACAUUAUUUGCCGGCCCGUCAUCAAAUCUAUACUGAUGCGAGAUUAUCAGAUGCAGGAAGGGCUCGACAUGACCGAUCCCUUGAAUGAGCUCCUCGAUCCCAAGAACGAAACUGUUUUGGAAAUAGCAGAGAGGGGCAUCAAUGCGCUUGUUCAUAGUACCAAGGCCUUUCACAAUCUUGCUGAAAGGCGGUAUAUUGUCACCAACAUCUUUGGUACUGCUCAGGCUCAAUGGGGCAACCUGAUUACCCUUGCCGCGGUCCACAGGAACCAGCACCUCUCACAUUUUAUCAACCCUGGUGAGCUUAAGUACCUUUUCGAUAAGACGAUACAGUUCCUGGAGGUCAUCUCGCAUCGAUCAAGCGCUCUCGAGGUUGACGGGAAAAUCCUCGUUGGUCUAAGGGAUUCUCUUUUUCCCCAGGCUUUCCCAACCCGAGACGCUUCCGACCAUCAGCCCAAACCCGUCCGACAAUCCAAUGGCCCAGUCCGUCUUCCAUCCCUGUCGAUGAGUCCUGUGCACAAGAGUCAAAUCGGUCCUCCAUUGGGGAACAUGCACCUUGGCAGCUAUUCUUCAGAUCGUGAAGGGUAA